AUGGAUAUACAACAAUUUGAAAAAGAACUAGUAACAAAAUUACAAUUCAAAGCUUCAUCACGAGUUGGGAUUGACACUGUAUUACUUAAAAUAUUCAAAUUCUUUGAUUUGACUAAUUCAGGAUUUCUGAAAAAAUAAGACUUUUUAAAAGCAAUAGCAAAAUCAGGGGUAACAAUAGCAGAAUAAGAUGUAAGUUAAAUUUGUUAUUUUAGUUUGCUGAAAAAUUAUGGAAUCACUAUUCAGAUGGUGUUUAACUAAAUUAUAAAGAUUUUAUCAAUAGAGUUGUUAUAAAAGACACAAAUAUAGAGGAUUAUUCGGAAUCAAGAAUAAUAGCAUCUCCAUUAGAUUCUUUAAGAGCAAAAAUAUAAUUAAAGGGAGCAUUGGGGUUGUUAAAUUUAGCAAUAAGUUUACCAAAUUAAUUUAACUGUCAAUAAUUGUAAGAGUAUUUAAGAAGGUAAGGUAUAGAAGUAGAAGGAAUGUAUUAAAUAUUUAACGGAGAGUUUAUGAGUUAAUCUAAUUUGAUGAGUUUAAUAAAAGGAUAGCUUAUGAAUUAGUUUAGAUAAGCAUUAAUAACUAAUGUAUUUUAUACUUUUGAGACUCGAGAAUUAACACCAUAAUUUUUAAUAAAUAGAUUUUAAUUUGAUAAGCAUCCAGAAAUCAAGUUUUUGGGAAGAGAUUAAAACGAAAUAAAAGAAGAAUUCAUUACAGGACUUAGUCUUUAUUUAUAAAUUAGAGCAAUUAAAGUAUUGAGUUUAUAGGAUUGGUUAGACUUUUAUUCAUAUUUUGGAUUUAAUAUUUAAAAUGAUGAAAUUUUCAGAAAUAUUAUAGUUUAAGUUUGGAACUUAGAUUAAUUAAAUUAAUAAUAAUAAGCAUCUCCAUAAUAAAGUGCAAAAUAAAAGUCAUAUUAAUAAUAAUUAUAAUAAUCACCUGGAUCUUAAAGAUAAGUGAAUUAAUAAUUAAAUUUUUCUCCUGAAAAUAAAUCAACUAAAUCAUAUUAAUAAUAUUAACAAUCUCAAUUAUAAAGAACGCCAAUAUAAUAAAAUAUAUAAGAACCUGUUUUAGAAUAGUCUAGAUAAUCUGUACCGAAGUCUGUUAAAUCUCAUUAAUCAUAGAAAUCGCAUUAAUCUUAAUUAUCAUAAUUAUCUGCAACAUCUAAAUAAGUAGAGUUAAUAGUUUAAAGAAUUCGAAAUAGAUUAAUAUCAAGAGGAGCUAGAGGAUUUAUAUCUUUGUAUAGAGUAUCGAAGAUUUUAGAUGCUGAUUAAGAUGGAAUGUUAAAUUUAUCAGAAUUUAGAAAAGCUAUUAGAGAUCAUAAAAUAGAAGUAACUGAUCCAGAAAUAGAUUUAGUAUUUUAAUAUUUUGAUAGAGAUUUAUCAGGCUUAAUUGAUAUUUGGGGAUUUAUGUUCGUAUUAAGAGGUGAAAUGAGUGAAUAGAGAUUAUAAUUAGUAGAAUAAUUAUUUGAAAAAUAUAGACAAGGUGAGUUUAUCACUAUUUCAAAUUUAAGAAAUAAUUUCAUAGUAAGAAAUCAUCCUGAUUUGAAAAAUGGAAAAAAAAGUGAUGAUGAAAUUACCUAAGAUUUCUUUGAACCUUUAUAAUAAUUACAUAAUAUAAAUGGAGGAUUUGGGAAUGAAAAUAUUAAUAAAAAUGAACUUAUAGAAUACUUUAGUAAUUUUAGUGCAUCAAUUCCUGAUGACAAAUAUUUUGAAUAAAUCCUUGUUACUGUUUUUAAAAUAUAAGCAGAAUAAUAAAAAAGUCAUCAUGCUGGUAAUAAAUAAGUAUUUGAACCAGAUCAUAAACGUAGUUAUCUAUAAGAUCAUCAUCGUUAUGUUGUUUAAGGUGGUAGUGUUUCUGCAAAUGCACCAUUUGGUACUUUUACUUAAUAAGAACAUUCUUAAUAAUAAUAAAGACCAGCAUCAGGUUUUGAAUAACCAGCAUCAUUCAAUAUUUUUAAACCACUUUAAGAUAAUAAUAAUUCUAAAUCAAAUGUACAAUUAGGUCAUUCUUAAAUUUCAUAAUAAUCAUCAUAAUAAUAAUAAUAAUAAUAAUAAUAAUUUCAUUUAUAAAUAGAGUAAACUCCUAAAUAGUAAAAGUAAAAAAUUGAUAGUUUUUAAAUUUUAAAAAAUAAGAUUAUGUAAAGAGGUAUAAGAGGAUUAAUUAAUAUUUAGUAAAGAUUUAGAAUUUUUGAUUCAUAAGGAGUAGGAUCCUUAUCUUUAAAUGAUUGGUUAAAUAGUUUUAAAUCUUGGAGAUUGGAUCUAAAUGAUUAGGUCAUUUAAGAUGUAUUUAAUUCAUAGUAAAUUAAUGGGAUGAUUAUAUAUGACAAUUUUAUUAAGAAACUUUAGGGUACUAUGAGUUUAAGGAAAUUUAAUAUUGUAUAAUAAGUAUUUGAAUCUUUGACUAAAUAAAAUAUAGAAGUUUUGAAAAGUAUGGAAUGAAAUUUAUAAUUAGAUUAAUUUAAUGUAAAGGAACAUCCAGAUGUUAAAUUGAAUAGAAAAAGAGAAGAUGAAAUGUUAUGUGAAUUUAUUGAUACUUUUGAAUAACACCAUUAAAUAUUUGUAAUUAAUCUACUACUAAUUAUAGAGUGGAAGAGAUUAUUUAAAAAAUCCAAAUGUUUCUUUUGAAGAAUUUAUAGACUAUUAUAAUAAUUAUAGUGCUUUGAUAGAAGAUGAGAUAUAAUUUGAAUAGUUCAUGGUAGCAAUUUGGAAUGUGAGGAAGAGAUUAUGA
Paramecium sonneborni is the source of this 2718-nucleotide messenger RNA. NCBI's taxonomy places the organism in Eukaryota, Ciliophora, Oligohymenophorea, Peniculida, Parameciidae. The record is from the annotation of a GenBank genome assembly.